CAUGGCGGAACUGCGCGAGACGCCGGAAACGGAAUGACGUAGACGCGGCGCGGGAAGGGGACGGAUUGGACUGUACCAAAUUCGGAAAAAGAUUGUCCGCUUGCACUCUAGUUCUCCUAUGACCCUCUCUAUGGUUCCAUUGGAAAUAUUCAGGACUUGUGAGUCUUUAAAAGUUGAAUCUGAUGGUUGCUCCAGGACAUACAUGUCUUUACCACCUUUUCCAAAGUAACAAAGUUUUUUAGUUUAUUCCAGUAGCUAGGCGACUGUAAGCCGGAAACGGAAAUGCCUUGCCAUACAACUUCCGGAAAGGGCCGUCAUGGCUGCCAAAGAGGAGGUGCUCGCUUUGCAGGCUGAAGUUGCGCAGCGUGAGGCGGAGCUGAGUUCCCUGAAGCAGAGGCUGGCGGCUGCUCUAUUAGCGGAGCCGGGGCCAGAGCGGCUGGCUCCGGUGUCGCCCCUGCCACCGAAGGCCGCCCUGUCCCGAGAUGAAAUUCUGCGGUAUAGCCGGCAGCUGGUGCUGCCUGAGCUAGGCGUGCACGGUCAGCUGCGCCUGGCGACCGCGUCCGUGCUGGUCGUGGGCUGCGGUGGCCUCGGAUGCCCACUUGCGCAAUACCUGGCAGCGGCCGGUGUAGGCCGCCUGGGCCUUGUGGACUACGACGUAGUGGAAAUGAGCAACUUGGCUCGCCAAGUACUGCAUGGGGAGGCUUUGGCUGGCCAGGCCAAAGUCUUUUCGGCCGCCGCCUCGCUGCGCCGCCUCAAUUCCGCGGUGGAGUGCGUGCCUUAUGCUCAGGCGCUUACGCCUGCCACCGCGCUAGACCUAGUCCGCCGCUUUGACGUGGUGGCCGACUGCUCUGACAACGUGCCCACUCGCUACCUGGUUAACGACGCCUGUGUGCUAGCCGGCCGGCCUCUCGUGUCGGCCAGCGCCCUGCGCUUCGAGGGCCAAAUCACAGUCUACCACUAUGAUGGCGGGCCUUGCUAUCGCUGCGUAUUCCCCCAACCACCUCCAGCGGAGACUGUAACCAACUGUGCCGAUGGCGGGGUACUCGGUGUCGUAACUGGGGUGUUGGGUUGCUUGCAGGCGCUAGAAGUGUUGAAGAUCGCUGCGGGUUUGGGCCCCUCUUACAGUGGGAGCCUGUUGCUCUUUGAUGCUCUCAGAGGACAUUUCCGCUGUAUUCAGCUGCGGAGCCGCAGGCCGAACUGUGCUGCUUGCGGGGAGCGACCCAGUGUAACUGAGCUGCAAGACUACGAAGCCUUUUGUGGCUCCUCAGCCACUGAUAAGUGCCGCUCCCUGCAGUUGCUGAGCCCAGAGGAGCGAGUUUCUGUCACCGACUAUAAGCAACUUCUGGAUUCUGGGUCACCUCACCUGUUGCUGGAUGUCAGGCCUCAAGUGGAAGUGGACAUAUGUCGUUUGCCUCAUGCCCUACACAUCCCUUUGAAACAUUUGGAACGUAAGGAUGCGGAGAGCCUGAAACUUUUAGGAGAAGCAAUCCAGGAAGGGAAGCAGGGUACGCAGGAAGCGAUGGCUCUCCCAAUUUAUGUGAUUUGCAAACUGGGCAAUGAUUCCCAGAAAGCCGUGAAGAUCCUGCAGUCCUUGACAGCAGUUCAAGAAUUAGACUCUUUAGCUGUUCAGGAUGUUGUGGGGGGCCUCAUGGCCUGGGCUGCCAAAAUUGAUGGAACAUUUCCACAGUACUGAGGUGGCUGGUAGUCUGACCUUGGAAAGAUGUGGAUUGCCAAGCUACCCUAACAAUACAUUUAUUUGCGUUUUUUCUGUAUUGUAUGAAUCAGCCUGGGAUUCUCCAAUAUGUGUGAAUGCAAGGACUCAUUUUUAUAAGGGGCUUUUAAAAUUGUAACAUGGGGUGACCUAAUUGUGUUACUGUUUUAACAGCUGUCCACGUUUUCAGCGUUUGGAGGGUGUCUUGAACGUGUGAAAUAAAACAUGACAAGGUUUUGUGUUGAACUGCA
Molecule: messenger RNA, 1962 nt
Organism: Manis pentadactyla (Chinese pangolin)
Lineage: Eukaryota; Metazoa; Chordata; Mammalia; Pholidota; Manidae
Gene: MOCS3
Product: molybdenum cofactor synthesis 3
Exons: 1
Coding region: 317-1693 (458 amino acids)
Biological process (GO): protein urmylation; tRNA wobble position uridine thiolation
Cellular component (GO): cytoplasm; cytosol
Molecular function (GO): adenylyltransferase activity; thiosulfate-cyanide sulfurtransferase activity; URM1 activating enzyme activity
Source: RefSeq, a predicted model, not a curated record